AUGUUUCAGACAGAAAUACCUUUAUAAGAAACUCUAAAAAGUCCAAUAUAAACUCUAAAACCAAAAUUCAGAUCGAUUCAUAAAACACAAAAUGAUGAAGAAUUAAGUGAAAAUAUAGAAAACUCAGAACAUCAAUUAGAACUUUUCAGAUCAUUAACAACUAAAAAUGUGAUCAAUGUAAUAAGAGUUCAAACUGUCAAUGAUCGAUGGAUUGGCAUUUAGCUCAGAGAUCCAUAUGUAACUUGUGGAUGGCUACUAUCAGAAGUUAUUAGGAAAUUUAGUUAAUUAGAUUUAAACUAUGAUCCAUUUGAUAUUGUUGGAUUCAAAACCAAUAAUAUUCACUUAGAUUAUUAAUUAAGUUGUUUACACUUAUUACUUCCUAACUUAAAUGGAGUCCUUCUUGUUCCAUAAAUACGUAAAGGAUUAAAAGAACCUAUGAAUAUAGAUUGGUUUGAAAUAAUAAAAAAGAUAGGUGCUGGCAGUUUUUCUGUUGUUUAUUUAGUUAGAAAUAAAGAAAAUGGAUAAUUUUAUGCUAUGAAGGUUACAGACAAAUAAUUAAUGGUAGAAAGUGAUAAGGAAGAAUUAAUUAUUAAAGAAAGAUAGCUUCUUAUUUAAUUAAAUCACAAAAGAAUAAUUACUUUACAAGCUGCUUUUUAAUCUGUAUAAUAUUUAAUUAAUUUAUUAGAAAUCUAAAUUAUACUUUAUUUUCGAUUAUUGUCCUGGUGGAGAAUUAUAUUAUCAUUUGAGAAACCAGAAAAGAUUUAGUGAAGAAUAAGCCAAAUGGAUAUUUAUAUAAAUAGUAGAUGCCAUUCAAUAUCUUCAUUCUAAGAAUAUAAUUUAUAGAGAUUUAAAACCAGAGAAUAUUUUAAUUGAUUUAGAUGGAUAUCCUAAAUUAGUAGAUUUUGGAUUAAGUAAACCUGUUGAAAAUUAAGAGGAUCUGAAUUUUUCAUUUUGUGGAUCUUUAGAAUAUAUGGCUCCUGAGAUGAUAGAAUUGAAAGGACAUAAUUAUACAUUAGAUUAUUAUUAAUUAGGUAUAUUACUAUAUGAAAUGGUUGCUGGGAUUCCUCCUUUUUUUGCUAAAACUAGAUAAGAGAUGAUUAAGAAUAUAUUGUCAAAACAAAUUAAUUAUCCUAAUUUCUUUUCAAAAAAUUUAGUUGAUCUUAUUAGUAAUUUGUGUAAUAAAAAUUCAAGUUAACGAUUAUGUGGAAAAAGUAUGUAAUUAUAUUUAAAAUAGAAAUCUUAUAACAUCCUUGGCUCUAGGGUUUCAUAAGAAAAAUGCCAAUAAAAUACAAAAUAGAUUCUUUUCAUAUAGAUAAGUUAUUUAUAAAUUAAUUGAAUUAAAAUAUAGAAAGUGGACCUAGAUGUAUUGUUGAAGAAUAUAAUCUUUAGACAAUGGCAUAAUCAGUAAAAGAUGAGGAUUGGUGUUCUUUUGAAAAAUUUUAAACUUUUUACUACAAAAAAUAAUGA
Molecule: messenger RNA, 1467 nt
Organism: Paramecium pentaurelia
Lineage: Eukaryota; Ciliophora; Oligohymenophorea; Peniculida; Parameciidae
Source: the annotation of a GenBank genome assembly